AUGGUCUCCGCAUCAAAGGCAGCACGUGAAGCCAAGAAGGCCGCGGCCGGCAAGGACAAGAAGACGGCUGCCAGCAAGGUCGCCUCCAAGAACGCAUCCACCGCCGCCAGCGAGAACUCGUCUGUUAACGGCGACGACGAGCCACUCGAGGACGCCGACGGCGAUGCGCUCCCGCAGAACACCGACAGCAAGCUGAGCGCAAAAGUUCAAAAGCUCAAACUCCAGGAAGACAAAGACGGUAUCUCCGACCGUGUGACGACUGGUGUGCUGGCAUCUCUCGAGCAGAGCCGCGACGUCAAGAUCACAUCCGCCUCGCUCGUGUUCCACGGCAAGGUUCUCUUCAACGAUACUACACUCGAGGUCAACUACGGCCGACGAUAUGGUCUCCUUGGUGAGAACGGCUGCGGAAAGUCGACUCUCCUCAAGGCAAUUGCCGCUCGCGAAUUCCCAUUCCCAGACCACAUCGACAUCUACCUACUCAACGAGGGCGCUGAGCCAUCUGACACCGGCGCGCUCCAGUGGGUGGUGAACUCGGCAGAACGUGAGAUGAAGAGAUUGGAAGAGCUUGCAGAGACAAUCCUUGAAGACGAAGGUCCAGACAGCCCGAAGCUCGAGGAUAUCUACGAGCGUCUCGACGGCAUGGAUCCAUCUACAUUCCACACCCGUGCUGGUCUCAUUCUGACUGGUCUCGGCUUCAACAAGAAGACCAUGGACAAGAAGACCAAGGACAUGUCUGGUGGUUGGCGUAUGCGUGUCGCCUUGGCCAAGGCUCUCUUCGUCAAGCCAUCUCUUCUGCUCCUGGACGACCCGACAGCACAUUUGGAUCUGGAAGCCUGUGUGUGGCUGGAAGAGUACAUGAAGAAGUGGGACCGCACUCUCAUUCUGGUUUCACACUCUAUGGACUUCUUGAACGGUGUCUGCACAAACAUGAUUGACAUGCGUAUGAAGGGUCUGAUGUACUACGGUGGUAACUACGACUCGUACAUGAAGACAAGGACAGAGCAGGAAGUCAACCAGCAAAAGGCAUACGAGAAGCAGCAAGACGAGAUCAAGCACAUCAAAGAGUUCAUCGCCAAGGCCGGUACCUACGCCAACUUGGUGCGUCAAGCCAAGUCUCGACAAAAGAUCCUAGACAAGAUGGAGGCAGAUGGCUUCAUCCAGCCAGUGCACCAGGACCGCAUCUUCACAUUCCGUUUCGCAGAUGUCGAGAAGCUUCCUCCACCAGUGCUGUCCCUCGACAACGUCACAUUCUCCUACUCCGGCAAGAAGGAGGACAACCUCUACGAGAACCUCGACUUCGGUGUCGACAUGGACAGCAGAACCGCACUCGUCGGACCCAACGGUGUUGGAAAGUCUACACUGCUCCGCAUCUUCACUGGCAAGCUGUCCCCUACCUCUGGAUCCGUCUCCCGUCACACUCACUUGAAGCUCGGCAUGUACAGCCAGCACUCUGCUGAGCAGCUCGACUUGACAAAGUCUGCUCUCGAUUUCGUCCGCGACAAGUACCCCGCCAUCUCACAAGACUACCAGUACUGGCGUCAACAGCUUGGUCGCUACGGUCUGUCUGGUGAGUCCCAGACUGCCGUCAUGGGUACACUUUCCGAAGGCCAGAAGUCGCGUAUUGUAUUCGCACUGCUCGCAAUUGAAAGUCCAAACAUGCUCUUGCUCGACGAGCCUACCAACGGUCUCGAUAUCCCGACCAUCGACUCGCUGGCAGACGCUAUCAAUGCAUUCUCAGGAGGUGUUGUCGUCGUCUCUCACGACUUCAGACUGCUCGACAAGAUUGCCAAGGACAUCAUGGUGUGCGAGAACAAGACGGUCACCAGGUGGAACGGCACCAUCGGAGAAUACAAGAAGAAGCUCCGGAACAAGAUGACCUCGACCGGUGCAGUCUAA
Messenger RNA from Fulvia fulva, 1896 nucleotides. Its product is annotated as ABC transporter ATP-binding protein ARB1. NCBI's taxonomy places the organism in Eukaryota, Fungi, Ascomycota, Dothideomycetes, Mycosphaerellales, Mycosphaerellaceae. Gene Ontology annotation, molecular function: ATP binding; ATP hydrolysis activity. The record is from RefSeq and is a predicted model, not a curated record. Bases 1 to 1896 code for a protein of 631 amino acids. The transcript has 2 exons.